CUCGGCCAGCUUCGAUGUGGACAUCGAGAACUUUGUACGGAACCAGGAGAAAGAAGGCAAGGCUUUCUUCAGCGAAGACCCCGAUUUAGACAAUCUGUAAAUUUACUGGGAAUACAGGUGUUACGCCGUCAAGGCAGUGCAGUUGUAAAAUUGGAGAUUACACAGAAAAGGUAAGUAAGCUAUUUAAUCACACUAAAAUCAUGUUAAAAUGCAUAUUGUUUACGUCUUGUGGCUAUACUUUUGAAACAGUGAGUAUUUUAACAUUUACAGAUUGGCCCCAUUCACUUCCAUUGUAAGUGCUUCAUUGCAAUACAGAGUUUUUUGCUUUUUUUAUUAUUUUUUUUUAAUCCCCUUUUCUCCCAAUUUGGAAUGCAAUCAACAUUAUGCCACAAAUGCUGUCGAUCGAACUUAACAUGUAUUCAACCCAUCCUGAAAUAUUCCUUUUACAGGUUUUAAAUGGGCAAAUUUGGUUUGUUACUAGCACAAGCUGGUUAUUUUUGCAGGUAGACCAGCUUAGUCCAGUGUAGCCAUGAUGGGUGACCAACCAAAACCAGCACGAAAUUGCACAUAGCAUGCUUUAUACUGCUCAAUAAGAUGGGGUAAUAUAACAUUUACAGUAUAUUGACUGGUGAACAAGCUUAGACCAGCUAGGCUGUUUUAUUUAAAAAACAAAAAAUCCCCCCAGCAGAGGGUUUGACAAAAUUUUCAGGUCAUUUUUGGGACAGUUAUGUAUAACUUUGGGUUUGCAUGAAAAAAAUAUUUUAAUUUUGAACGAAACUACAGUACUUAUAUCAUUCUGAGCAUGUGCACAAACACUCUGUCUACCUGAGUGUACUCGCUCAAUAAUGAAAUUAAAAGAGGGUGAGCUUUUCUGUGUUUGGAUUCGGUUUUCAGAUUUGACUAAUGGUGGGGUCGGGUUGGAUUACUGAUAAUGUCUCGGUACGAUGUCUUGUUAACUAUGCUGUAUGCUUUGACUGGGCUCAGAUGGUGAAGGCCAUCCAGGUGUUGCGGAUUCACCUGCUGGAGUUGGAGAAGGUGAGCGACCUGUGUAAAGAUUUCUGCAGCCGCUACAUCGCCUGCCUCAAGACCAAGAUGAACAGUGAAACUCUGCUGAGCGGGGAACCAGGAAGCCCCUACUCCCCAACACAGACACAGCCACCAAGCUCAUUCUCUGGAGCCCUGAGUCCUCAAGGUAUUGUAGUACCAGCAUCUGCCUUACAGCAGAGCAACGUUACUGUCACAGCUGUAAACCCCACACAGGUGGUCACAGGUGGUACCGUGUAUCAGCCCGUUACAGUUGUUACUCCGCAGGGGCAGGUGGUCACACAGACUCUGUCACCUGGAACAAUACGCAUCCAGAAUUCACAGCUUCAGCUGCAGCUGAACCAGGAUCUGAGCUUUUUCAGUCAGGAAGAGUGUUCGUCUAAGGCAAAGAGAGGCAUCCUGCCCAAACACGCUACCAACGUCAUGCGUUCUUGGCUUUUCCAGCAUAUCGGUCACCCUUAUCCUACAGAAGACGAGAAGAAAAAGAUCGCCCUGCAGACCAACCUGACCCUACUGCAGGUUAACAACUGGUUCAUAAAUGCACGGAGACGGAUCCUGCAGCCCAUGUUAGACGCCAGCUCCUCAGACACACCCAAGAGCAAAAAGAAGACGCCCCAGACACGCCCCCUCCAGCGCUUCUGGCCCAACUCCCUUGCCUCCUCUUUCUCCCAGCAACAAGUUACCAUGGAAGACGGUACCACGGUAACAGUCGGCGUGGGCGAAGAUGGGCUGCAGACACUCUCAUCGGAUGGAGCUACGUUGGCCAUGCAACAGGUCAUGAUGGGAGGUCACAGUGAGGAGGAUGAUGAUGAGGAAGAUGAUGAAGAUGAUGAAGACAAUGAUCCUUCUCACUCCGACAUGACCAGGCUGGGUCUGGAAACUAGCGACUCGCUGUAGUACGACCACACACACACACACACACACACACAUACUCUGAAAGUGAUGUGGAGAAAGACAUUAAUCAGAGGAGUAUCAGAGCACUAAAAUGAAAGAAAGUGGAAGGAGGUAGGUAGACAUGACGAGAGAGAGACAUUCAAACAAACGAACCUCGGCUGAUGUUUUAAAGGUUGGUCACUGCACAUGUCCUCAAGUUGUCAAACAGCUUGUUUGGAGUACAGAUAAAGGGCUUUAAGCCACACAUACACACACACACACUCAAACAACCCACACAUGCACCUAUACAGUCAAAAUGAAGAGCACAAGUCUGCAGUCAUUCUCUCUCGCGGUCGAACACAAGCAUCAUUUCCUUAGCCGAGUGCACUUUUUUUGUAUGAUACUGUAAACUUAAAGUGUUCAAAGCACAGUUUGAAAGAAGCAAAGAGGAAGGAAUUUUAAAAUAAAUGUUCACCCAAACAUUUAUAUUCUGUCAUUGUUUACUCGCAUCGUUCUAAUCCUGUGUGACAUAUCGUAAGCGUUUGGAACAACAUGACGGUGAGCACUGUAAAUAACGACAGAAUGUUCAUUUUUGGGUGAACUAUGGCUUUAAUGCUGGAUGAUUUGGCUGUACUUAUCCUAAUCGUCUCGGAUACCUUGACAAUGAGAUUUCGUCUUGCAUGCCUGUGUUUGCUUUAAUUGCCAGGCACCAGGAAAAGAAGGAACUAUUUUUAUAGUACACUGUCAUAAAUGAUUGGUGCCAAUAUUUCUCUUUUUUUUUCCAUUAGCUUGGUUUGCUAUGUUUUGUAAGGAAUAUUUAUGUAUGAAAAAACACUUUUAAUGUGGUCACCCUGUUUUUGGGGGGUUUGGAUUGUGGUAACUAAUUACUUUGAAUAACAAAAUAAAUUCUACAGAGUUAUUGACUAAAGGUUUUUACAUGUCUAAUGCCACAAUGUGAGACGCUAUCAUAUUUGUUUAAAACAUCACCGAUGUCCUGUGCAAUUGAGAAAAAUUUGAUAAUAUUUAUGAUAUUCAAUGCUUGUAAUUGUUGUGUAAGAAAGACAGGUUAUUGCUUUUUAAUGGUUGUAUUACAAAAAAAAAAAAAAAAAAAAAGUAGUGGAAUACAGGACAUCAAAAAUACUUUGUAUUUAUGUACAUUUUUGCCAAAAUGACUCAUUAUUGGUACAUUCAGCUCCAAAAAUUACUGAAUUUUUUUAUUUUCUCCAGAGUUAUCUUGGACAGUUCCUAAAGAAAUAUGUUCUUAAAGGGAUAGUUCUCCCAAAAAUGAAAAUGAUCUCUUCAUUUACUCACCCUCAUGCCAUGCCAGAUGUGUAUGACUUUCUUUCUUAA
This is a messenger RNA of Myxocyprinus asiaticus (Chinese sucker), 3267 nucleotides long. RefSeq names its product homeobox protein PKNOX1-like. The transcript is spliced from 8 exons. Gene Ontology annotation, molecular function: RNA polymerase II cis-regulatory region sequence-specific DNA binding; DNA-binding transcription factor activity, RNA polymerase II-specific. Lineage: Eukaryota; Metazoa; Chordata; Actinopteri; Cypriniformes; Catostomidae. The record is from RefSeq and is a predicted model, not a curated record. Bases 904 to 1941 code for a protein of 345 amino acids. Gene Ontology annotation, biological process: regulation of transcription by RNA polymerase II; angiogenesis.